This is a messenger RNA of Lecanosticta acicola, 1236 nucleotides long. The record is from the annotation of a GenBank genome assembly. NCBI's taxonomy places the organism in Eukaryota, Fungi, Ascomycota, Dothideomycetes, Mycosphaerellales, Mycosphaerellaceae.
AUGUCCGCAUCAUCCAACCGGCCCAUCUUUGACUCCGUCGACACAACCUUCGAUCCCUCCCAUAACAACAACAGCGCCCGCGACGACUCCCUCGUCGUCGAAUCCCCCUCCCUCACAAACGGCAACGCCCUCGCCCGCUUCGAAUUCGAACCCAACCUCACGAGCAAAAACGGCACCAAAGUCCUCAUGGUCGAAUGGGAAGAAGACGACACCACAGCCCCACAAACCACCUCCUCCUGGGAAGUAACCUGGGAAAACAAGCGCACAGUCCUCCCCGCAAGGGAAGAAGGCGAAGAACAAGCCGUCAACCGCCUCUACUUCCUCCUCGGCCCGGGCGUCGCAAUCCCCACCACCGUAAAACUCACAAAGGGCAGCAUAGAAUGGCGAACGAACCCCCUGCCAGCCAUCUUCCCGCCGGAACUGGGUGCCAAGGCCGGCAAGAAGGGCGUGUUACAUACCAUCUGGGCCAAGAAGAGAUUACAAGUCCUCACCAGAGAAAUCGAAGCGGAAUCGAAAGAGAACGCAGAAGGGAUCGGGUUGGAAAUGGCCGUGGCGGAGAAAGAAUGGAUUGAAGCGACUUUUGGCGUCGCGACGAAACCCCCGCAAAUAUCUAUAUCCGCUGCGCAAGGAGCGACGAUGGCGUCUGUCCUGGGAGGAGGCAAUCUGAAUUCCCCGACAAGUCCGCGGAGUCCCGGAGGCGGGCGAUUGCUGGAUAAAUUGAAAGGCUUGAAGAUCGGAACUUCUGAAUCGGAACUCUCUGCGAGCAGGAAAGACGAGCACGUGGCACUGGCGGCGGCGGCGGCGGCAGCGCAUAAUCCUCUAAGCCCCGAGAGUUCGGACGUAGCGGUGGGGUCUUUUGGUUCUUUUGCUGCUUUGAAGGGCGCUGCGCCGCCGCCGACGUCGACCCUGGCUGCCAAACCUCCCCAACCUCCGACGCAACAACAGCAAAGAAAGAUGAUGGCAUCGCAGCGACCACCCGAGUCGUUUUCCAGACAACCAUAUGGCAUGGGCUCGCUGAACGCCUUCGCCGCGGGCGACGGAGGGCUUUCCCAGCAGCAGCAGCAGGGAACGAAUAAUGCUGAUGAUGACGAUGAUGACGAUAACGAUAACGAUGACGAUCUCUUCGCGCUACCCAUGAGUCCACGAAGUCCGGACAUGACCAAGAGUCCAUUCUCUUUCGCGACGAAAGAUACACAUCGGUAUGUGAAUGGGAAUGGUGGGGGUAAAGCUUCAUGA